AUGUCUAAUGAAUCAGAGGAACUUGUCCAAAAGCUGGUGGAUAAAUUCUGCUCACUUUUGGACGAAGCCCUCGUAGUCGCUAUCGCUAGCGAUCAUGAUCUCAAAGAUGCUUCACAAUAUGAGUCAGCCCAGACUGUACUGGAGGGUCUCGCUCAGCAUGUCACAACAGAAGAAGCCACUGGAUUUAACCCAAGUGGUAUUUCUAACAUACCAGAUGAUGGAAAUGGAGAUGAGGGUACAGCUGAGACAAACAGCCAGCAGGCUUCUCGUGCUCAUGACACAGAUACAACAUCUGCUAGUGAUCAAACCUCGACAUCUACCAACACAACUUACUCUAUACCACGACUGACUUCAUUCGAUGAUGACAGUGAGGAGUUUAAGGUUCUUCUCCUGCAGGGCAUGUUUAGUGAGCUAAAGGAUUUCGACAUCAAGCACUGCCUGAAAAAGGCAAACGGAGAUGUUCAGACUGCGCUAGAUGAGUUACUCAACAUCCAGUACCUCAAAUCAACUGGACAAGAGAAGAAAGGGAUCGAUGGAUUCUUUGAGCCCGAGGAAGAUGGCGGGAAGAAGAAGAGGAAGAACCGGAAGAAGGGCAAGAAAGCUCUCGGUGAUGAGUCUCCAUCGUCCGGCAGCGGGACUGCUUCUCCCUCUCCAGAUGAUAUGAAGAGCAUGAAACGCCAGGAUGAAAUCGCGUAUCUGGCAGAUAGACUUGAUCUGCCAUUUGUCGUUGUGUCGGACAUUUAUUAUAACAAAAAAUGUGCCAUCGGCGCUGCAGCAGUUGAGAUUCUGGACCGAUACAUGUCACAAGGCAUUGAGACGCAAGAUAAAGAAGGGAAAAAGUAUGCGCUGGAGCUUGCUGAGAAGUACCAAAAUGUUCCGGCAAAGUACAUGUCAACAAUCGUUCAGGUCACAGGCUCCAUCUCCCAGGAAUCUGACGACAUCGCCGCGCUUGUCAGCAAACAUUUUAUCAAGAAUCCAUGGACCGAAAAGCUUGAUGUUAGUUACCAACUAACACCACUUCCAGCAGAGGAUUUGGAAGGAUUCGAGACAAUUACACGUGGAGGCAAGUCUAAGCUAGCCAGACCUGUCUCAGGAGGUACGGCUUUUCUCCCUGCCGGGCCGUCAGCGUACGCGCAAGCUGCUGAGAGAGCGGGCCAAUACAAUCGAGCCAAAAGAGAUGCAGCAGCUUCAGCAGCAUCAUUAAAUCGACGUGGUGCUUCCAACCCACUCUACCGUCAGGCAGCAGGAUAUUACUCAGAAAGAGCAAGAGAACAGGCACGGUAUGAGAUGAACGCUACGUCAUCGGCCGCAGAUCUGCUUGUCAACAACCAAAGCUCGUCGACUUCCAUCGACUUACACGGCGUAUAUGUGCAGGAUGGUGUGAGGAUUGCUCGCCAGCGCGUGCAGGCUUGGUGGAAUGGCCUGGGAGAGUUUCGGUCUGAUAGGGCACGCCAACAGCCGUUUACUGUCAUCACUGGACUCGGCCGCCAUAGUGCUGGCGGCGUAUCGCACCUGAGACAAGCUGUAGCUGCAGCUUUGCUCCAAGACGGGUGGAAAAUGCAGGUCGAGACUGGGCGCUUUGUCGUCAAGGGUAGACGAUAA
Messenger RNA from Fusarium venenatum, 1602 nucleotides. RefSeq lists its product as uncharacterized. Gene Ontology annotation, molecular function: ubiquitin binding; endonuclease activity. Gene Ontology annotation, cellular component: nucleus. NCBI's taxonomy places the organism in Eukaryota, Fungi, Ascomycota, Sordariomycetes, Hypocreales, Nectriaceae. The record is from RefSeq and is a predicted model, not a curated record.